UCAAUUGAUUUGCAUAUCCAAAAGACUACGGAUUUAUUAAAUAUUCAAAAAGAAAUGCAAAUAAAACUGACACCAAAGAUGGAAGAAAAUAAAUUAGAAGAUGAAAAAGUAAAACAAAAACAGUUGUUAAAGGAAAAAGAUAUUAAAAAGCAAAUAAAAGUAAAUAAAGUGGUAGGAGGUAUUUCACUGAAAAAAUCCUACGACAGGGAAUUUAAGUAUCCCCUGAAUAUCAAUCUGAAACAAUUAGUCCAAAAAUUAGAGUCCGCUAACAAAUCUUCCGUUCAACCAAUCAACGAACACAAUUAUCAUUUUCUAUAUACUCCUACCAAUUCAUGUCUAUUCGAACCAGAUAAUUCGACACAUUCUAAAAUUGUGAUACUAGUCAAAUCAUCGGUGAAUAACUUUGAAAGGAGGGAGGUGAUAAGAAGAACAUGGGGAAAAUAUCUGGAGAAAAAUAUGCUUCUAGUCUUUCUUUUAGGACUUCCCUCAAAUGGAAAUUUAGCAAUUAGAAAGGAGAGUACAUUAUAUGGGGAUAUAAUUCAAGAGAAUUUUAUAGAUAGUUACUGGAAUAAUACGGUAAAAAUGAUAAUGGCUUAUAGAUGGGCCGUGUCGUUCUGUGAUACAUCCGAUUAUCUUUUCUUUGUUGACGAUGAUUAUUUUGUAAACAUUGACAAUCUUCAAGCAUACAUUACUAAAGUAAAGAAUAACAAAUUGUUGUUUAGUGGAACGUUUCUCGGGCGAUCUGUGCCAUACCGGGCAAACGGAUCAAAAUGGUUUAUAGCGUGGGAAGACUAUCCCUUUGACAGAUGGCCGCCAUAUUUAGCAGGUGGCGCUUAUUUUGUAUCAAUGCCAUUAGCCCGAAAAUUCAAUUUAGCAUUUCCGUUUGUCAAACCAAUGCAUAUAGACGACGUUUACUUAGGUAUUGUUGCGAAGAAGCUUGAAAUAAGACCAUCACAAAAUAAAGACAUCGGAUAUAGAAGAGUUACAGUACAAUCACUUAGAAGGUACAUUGCUUGUCAUGGGUAUGACAAAAAGGAGGAUGUUGAACAGGCAUUGACUUUUAUACGACAAAAAAAAGUGCCGUUGAAACCACCAAAGAUGGUAGGACAGAUCAAAAUGCAUCAAAGAAUUGUUAAAGUAUAGCCAUUUUCAUUUACGAUCGUGUGCUACGGAACUUCACUGCCAGUACCGAAGUUGUUAAGGUGCCAAAUCAUUUUACUUUGUUAUGCUUAAUGUAUAGAAUCAGUUGUUAACUUUUCAUUAAGGUACGCAAAAGAAUCAAAAGAUUAUGAUUUAUAUGGCAUCCAUAUAUCUUUUCUUAAUUUUCUUUUCAGAAAUUGCAUACAUUUAGUAGAUACAUAUUAAAGUAUUGCAAGGACAGUUCUUAUUUUAAGGAUAUGUACAUAUAAGGCACUGUAAAUUCACCCUUUUAUAAUUUAACUUCUUCUGGGUAACCCUUUUAAUAGCGCACAACGUCUACAGCGGUCCUAAACAACGUCUACAGCGGUCCUAAACAACGUCUACAGUGGUCCUAAACAACGUCUACAGCGGUUGUAAACAAUCAUUAUAUAUAGCCUUUUAUUUGAUGAACAAACAAUUAAAAAGCCCUAACUAAACCUUUAAGAUUCGGAAUCAGAACCAAAUUGGUUAUCACUGGAAUUGCACUGACUUAAAUUUGUGACUAGAAAAUGAAACUCAAAAUACGAAAAUUUACGUAAGGGAUAAACAACGAUAAAAAUCAUUGUUACCAUUUUGUCAUUAAAGAACAAAACAUGACUAUAUUUACUCGAGGUCUUCAUUUCAAUCAGUCGAAAAUAAUUUCCCACACUCAGUUUUGAUUUAAAUACUGUAACCCAACUUUUUUUCGCGGAUACUUUAUUUCGCGUUUAGCCCUUUCUAGCCCACCUUGCGGCAAUUUAAUUUCGCGAUUUUCAAAUUUAAUUGAUGUAGUUAAAUAAGGAAAGAUCUAAGUUUUACAUAUUUGCGACGAUUUAUAUUGAAUUUCGCGUUAUUUUUCUACUCGCGAAAGUCGCGAAAAUAAAUCGCUUUAAUUAGUUGGUUUACAGUAAAUGUGAUGUAGAUAUACAUGUAAUGUGUAUGUAAACAUAUCAGGGCACAUUACCCUACAUGGUCAGUAUAUUUUCAAUUAUUUGUAUAAACUGGGAAAUUUUACACACGUGAAUUUCGUGUGAAUUUUAGAUUCAUGUAAAUCCCAAAGAGAAUUUCAUCUCAAACGAGCUUUUACGUGAAACUCAAGUGAACUGAUUUCACUUGAGUUUCAUGUGAAUCUCAUGUGAUACUCCUGUGAACUUCACGUGAAAAGCACAAAUAAAUGACAUCUAAAUUUUCAAAUCUGAUUAAAAACAUAAAAAAAUACCACUUAUUUUUUUUAAGUUCAUUUGAAAUAUCACGUUAAAAAUUUCACGUGUAUAUUCACGUGCAUGAGAAAAUUUUCACGUGAGUUUCACGUAUAAGCUCGUUUGAGGUGAAUUUCACGUGAGAUUCAUGUGAAAUUCACGUGAGUAAAAUUUUCAUGUGUGCAGCAUGUAAAAAAUAUGUCAAAUAUAAAGGGUUUUAAAAAUUUCUUCAGAAAUAAAACAUAGAUCUAUGUUAUGUGUGGUAAAAGCCACCAUUUUAGGGUUGUGGGGCUAAGACUAUCAUGUGUUAUUAUGAAGUGUUAAUUUUUAAUAUGUUUUGCAAUAUUUACAAGUGCUUUAUCAUGUUAAAAAGUAAAUAUUUUGUGGUAUUCAUUAUAUAAAGACUGAGUUUUUGAAAAUGUUUAUUUUCAGUUAAAUUGAAUGUUAUGAUUAUUUCUAUAAAUUUAUGUUAUUUAAUAUUGAUGCAACGGAAUAUGAACCGUGGUUCAUUACAUACAUGUACAUGUAAAAAAAGUGAUUAGCAUGACAUAUGAUUUGAAUUUACAUUUCAAAGAUUUUGUUUGUUCCUUGUAAAAUAUCAUGCAAUAUACUGGCUCAAAUAUCAGCUGUUUUCUGUUGUAUUUUUCUUAUUAACCUGAAUGUUCAAACAGAUGAAAAAAGUUAGGACAUCCAUGCAUAAGGAUUGUCUUGGGAUAAUCAUGAAUCGAUUCAUUUGAAAGAAAAUUAUAACGUAGAUCAAACAUUUAUUUUGCUGCGCAUAUCCCUUUCAUCUAAUUUUGUUGUUUUCAAUGACUGUUUUUGAUCCAUAUCAUUACUGAUUUACACACUUUUUGUUUUGUACAUGACAUUGGGUAAAUUAUAUGGAAGCAAGUUAGUGUCACUGUCAGGACUGAGGUUGUAGUUUUUAAGUGACCAAGCUAACUAGUUAUCAUGACACAGCAACUCUUUUUUGCGACUUAGUUUACUUGCUAUCACGACUAAGCUAACUCGCUAUCACGACUAAUCAACUCGUUAUAAAGACGUAAGUUAAUCUUGAAUAAACAAAGUCUUUAUAACAAGUUUCAAAGUCGUUAUAAUAAUUUACUGAGUAGUGAUAACACCCACACUGUUAUACUAACUGGCUUCCAAACAAUUGUGAUUAAACUAGUCAAGAUAUUUUACAUACGUUGUUAGCAACAAUGUUAUCAACUGCUAAAACAUUUAGAACGUCAAUCUUAAUUAGAAAUAAAAAUUUCAAAAUUCGUGAAAACAAAUUUUAUCAUUAGUAUGGAAUUUAGCACUUUGUUUUAUUUUUCAGAUUGUUAUGUAAAAUUAUGAACAACUUUGCAAAAUGAUUUGGUUUGUUUGAUAAAAUUAAUCAUUUCUUUUAUUUAGAAUUUUUGAAGAAACUAUGAAUUUAAGUUUAUUUUA
Molecule: messenger RNA, 3788 nt
Organism: Mytilus californianus (California mussel)
Lineage: Eukaryota; Metazoa; Mollusca; Bivalvia; Mytilida; Mytilidae
Product: beta-1,3-galactosyltransferase brn-like
Exons: 1
Coding region: 55-1143 (362 amino acids)
Cellular component (GO): membrane
Molecular function (GO): UDP-glycosyltransferase activity; hexosyltransferase activity
Source: RefSeq, a predicted model, not a curated record